Molecule: messenger RNA, 5486 nt
Organism: Daucus carota subsp. sativus
Lineage: Eukaryota; Viridiplantae; Streptophyta; Magnoliopsida; Apiales; Apiaceae
Product: 3-ketoacyl-CoA synthase 6
Exons: 1
Coding region: 3607-5202 (531 amino acids)
Biological process (GO): fatty acid biosynthetic process
Cellular component (GO): membrane
Molecular function (GO): acyltransferase activity, transferring groups other than amino-acyl groups
Source: RefSeq, a predicted model, not a curated record
UCACCAGUUCAGUAUCAAUUAAAUUUUGUACAAAUUGCAUGUGAAAUGCUUUAUGCACACACCUACCCUGUAUUGGUUUCUGGCCUAGUUUAUAAGUUUAUAGAUUUAUUAUCUAAUCAUGUUUUAAGAAAACAGGAUUACCUAAAACUAUCCUAAUAUUCAGAAAUUUAGUAUAUAAUAAUUAUUUUUCACAUGACAUAUAAAACUUUGGACCUGCCUUUUUUGUUUAAUUUAGCAGUGGCUUUGAGAUCGCACUGCCUACAAGUUAUGGCCUUAAAUUAAAGUUUUUACUUCAGUAUGUGUAGGUUUAUUUCUGCGUAUUUAAGGAUAACAAGAGAAGAAAGCUAUAACGUGAAAAACAUAUAUAAUAUUAUAAUCAUCUGGAUGGGCUACAUAUAAAUCAUGGACUUUAUAUAAGCCAGAAACAUAACUGAAAGACUCCUAAAAAACUGCUACUAUUCAAAAUUAAUUCAAAUCUAAUCCUAAUCUCAAUUAACUAAAAGAUAUGAUCAACAACAACCAAUUAUUUAAUAAAUCUAAAUUUAAAAUUCAAAGCAUUAUUUCAAAAGUAUGUUCAAGAUUACAUCCAACGGGCAUUCACAUCUCUCCAUUAAUUUUGACAAGUGGAGUUUUAAGUAGAAUUUUGUAUACCAGUUAGAAAAGGCUGAUUAGACAAAAAUAGGGCAACUCAAUCUUUUGAAGUUUCUCUUUUCAUCACAUGUGGACUGGACUGGACUAUUGUAAGUGAAGGGUAUCAAUAAUUGGUUGGUAGUUGAUUCAUUGCAAUUUAAUAUAUUUUCCAAAGAUGGAACCAGCACAACCACUCAAGAAGGCGCUAGCCGUAUAAUCAAAUGAUCAGAAUGACUCAAGAGGCUUAAUGAUUCCUUGGUCACAAAUGUAAAAACAGUUAUUCAAAAACCUGAAAGACUAAAAUCAUCUUAUAGUUUAACUUAGUGUUCAUACCUUCUUCCAAAUUUACAUAAAACUCACUCUGUUAAUCUCUGAUCACAUCUUAAUAACUGUGAUAUUAUCUGCUGGAAGUUGAUUCAGGGACAAAUGAAGUGACAAAUGGUGCAUUACAUAAUUGCCUGAAUAUUUAACGCCACCUAAUGCUUCAUGCUAUUAUACUCUAUAGUAUGAAUCAUGGUACUAUAUAAUUGCCUGCAAUCCGGCAUAACAAACUAGACGGCAAAUAAAUUUUAGAGGUCCCCUGAAAAAAAUAUACUUUUGAAAAUUUUAUUUAAUUUGCAAAAGCUUUUUUGUGUGUGUUUGCCAAUUUGUCAUAUUAGACUAUUUAAUUUCAACCAUUGGUGUGCUUGGCUUCAUUAGAACUAUGCAGUAUAAAUACUAGGUCUGAGCAGAGUAUAUAAUGCUGCAGCUAAUUUCAUUCAAUCUGCAUAUUAAUUUUAGACCACUUUGAUGGGUGUUGAAACCACCAAAUAAAUUUGUACUCUAUUUAAUUUUGUGUAUAGCAGUGAGAAGGGCCGAACAUAGGGGAUUGGUAUGGUUGAUCUUAAACAUUGAGAACUAGACCAAAUUCAACAUGAGAGAUUAUGUUUAUCAAGAAAAGAGUACAUGUUAGUCUAACAUUCUUUGUGAAGAAUACUCGUUGAACAAGAACACUAUAUGAAUAGAAACACUUGCCAAAUAAAUAUAUAGAUGUAGUGGCCAGGCAACGGCAAAUUGUGAUUUUCAUUACGUUAAGUAUUGAUCCUUUUCCGAGAUUCGAGAAAUUGGUGAGGCUAGGAAAUUGGAUAGAAGGGAAGUAGUUAAAUUAAAAAAGUACAAGGAAUUUUGGCUCUUGCUACCAUGUGGAACUAGGUAAAGAAAGGGUUGUUAACACAUAAUAUAAUCUAUAUUCGGUACAUAUACAAAUAAAUUCUUAGGUCUAAGCAUAGCCAUCAAUUUGUAAUACUCAAUAACCGAUAUAUGUAGAUUACAUAUCAUAUUUGUAUAUGAUGAUUACAUAUCGUUAUAUAUGUAUGUAUGUAUAUUAUAUAUAUAUAUAUGUAUAUAUAUAGAGAGUUGGACUCGAUGGAGACAAAAAACUUUGGAGUCCUUAGAGACUACAAGAUCUACCGUUAAAAUAAUCUGACAAUUAAUGAACAUGAUUAAAAAAAAUUUGUCCUGCAUUUCUUGUCCUACAUUUCUAGUAAUGUAAUAUUAAUUAUUAACAUUAUUCUUAUCCUACAUUUCUAGUAAUGCAUUAUUAAUAUUUUUAUCCUGCAUUUCUUGUUUUAGUUUUAAUUCAAAACUAUUUUUAUAAUUUACACUAUUCUUGUCCUGCAUUUCUAGUAAUGUAAUAUUAAUAAUUUGUCCCGCAUAUUUGUGAUAUAUCUAAGUGUUAUUUUGUCUUGCAACAAAUUCAAUUCGUUGCCGGACAAUGACAAUGAGUUUAGUGCCAAUCAUAGCAAUGUCCAACUACAUAUGCAAUUAUUAUUUUUAUUUUUUAGGAUUUCGGUGAUUGAACACCGAUAUUAAGAAAUUAUUAUUUUAUGUUAUGCAAGAUUUAGAAGUUCUGCUUGUUGUUCACCGAUUUAGAAGUGCAGGACAUGAUAGGGAGAGAAAACGAAUGUGCAGGACAAAUAUCUGUAGCCCUUGGAUGGGUAAGAAAUGAAUGACUGUGAUUAAGUCUCUAAAACCUCCACAAAAAUCAGUCUCCAUAAAACUUUUCUCUCUCUCUAUAUAUAUAUGUAUAUAGGGUAGUGGUCAAAUGCAAACGACCCCUUAAAUACAAACUAAAAACCAGUCUAAUUUAGUGAUGUUCUCUUUAGAAUUUAGUGAUUUGUGUUACAUAAAUUGGUUAAAACUUCUAGAAACUGUUGAAAAACUCCAGAGCUGUUCUAGUUUUCGAUUCAGGUGGUGGUUGCAGUGGUGGAGACAGUGGAGGUGAUGGUGGAGAUGGAGGUAGUGGACAUGGAAGGAGUUUUUAGCUCUCUUUAGCAGUUUUUGGCAAAGAUGUAAAAACGAAAUUACAAUAAAGUCGGGCAGAUGGUGUUGGAGGUGAGGAAGACCGAGGUGGAGGUGGAGACGGAGGUGAAGGUGGAGACGGGGGUAGAGGUGGAGUGGAAGGCGCGGUGGAGGUGGGUUGGAUUUGGUGGUGAUAUAAAUAAUGAAGGUGGACAUGGAGGUGGUGGUUAUGGAUGGGGCGGGCGGCAUGGAGGUGGAGGGAGCGGCAGACUUGGCGGCGUGGCGGGGUGAAGCUGCCGGAAGUGGGAGGAGGCAGAGGCUGCUCGGAGAAGGAGAAGGAGAAAAUGGGGUUGGAGAAUUUAGUGAUAUACUCUUAGAAAUUUAGUGAUGAUUUUUAGUUUGUAGAAUAAAGAGGUUUGUAUCAGAGUAAGACUAUAUAUAUAUAUAGGUAUGUAUGUAUGUGUAGAAACCUAUCUUAGGAUUAUAUAAUAAUUUUGUAGGUUUUGAAUUAAUUAUAUAUUUUAUGCUCGACAUCAUGUUGUGUAAAAUAAACGAGAGGUGUUUUUGCAUAAUCGUGAAGUGAUCGUAUUUACUGAGUGAGCAAAUCCAUUCACUGUCACAUAUAUUAUUAACAACAAUUAUAUGCUGAAGUGGAUGUAACAUUGUGUACCUACCAAAGUCCUUACUCAUUACCGCAUGUUCAGUAGGCAGUCUUUAUAUAUCCGGCUCUUUCCAUCACACUUGCACAUCUUAAUUCUCUUUAUCUAUCUUGCAUUUAGAUUUUAUACACCAAGAGACAUAUCUACAACAAUGCCUGAUUUCUCAAGUUGUGUAAAGCUCAAGUACCUAAAACUAGGUUACCAGAUUCUUGUGAACCACUUUGUUGCCUCGGUCCUUAUAACAAUCUUGGUUUAUAUAUUAAGUGAAGUACUUAGAUCAAGUCCUCAUGAGAUAGUGGCCUUUUGGAAUUGUCUUCAUUUUGAUCUCGUCCAGAUACUUUGGUCUUCAUUUCUUUUUAUUUUUAUAUCAACCCUCUACAAUAUGUCUAAGCCUCAAACAGUAUACCUUGUUGAUUUCGCCUGUUACAAGGCUCCUGCAGAGUUAUGUUUUAGUAUAAGAGAUUACGUUGAACGUGUAAAAUUGAUCAUGUCAGGGCCAGAAAACAAAAAUCUUGAUUUUCUGCUAAGAGUUUCAGAGCGGAUUGGGCUUGGUGAACGUACUUGUAUGCCACCGGCGAUACAUUUAAACCCUCCAAACCCUACAAUGAAAGCUUUAAGGGAAGAAGCUGAGAUGGUAAUUUUCUCAGCAAUGGACUCAUUAUUUCAAAAAUCUGGACUCAAUCCCAGAGACAUAAAUGUACUAGUAGUAAAUUGCAGCAUUUGCUUUUCAACUCCUUCACUCUCUGCUAUGGUGAUUAACAAGUACAAAAUGAAUGCCAGCAUAAAGAGCUUUAAUAUAUUGGGAAUGGGCUGCAGUGGUAGUCUGAUAUCAAUAGAUUUAGUGCGUCAGCUCCUGCAAGCUCAUCCAAGUUACAAUGCUGUGGUCGUAAGUGCAGAACUCAUGACAACAAUUUUCUACAGAGGAAAAGAGAGAUCAAUGCUUGUUCCCAAUUGUUUGUUUCGAAUGGGUGGUGCAGCCAUUUUCUUAUCAACUAGAAACUCUUUCUGCAACGUAGGGGCCAAGUACCGUCUUCUCCAUCUAGUUCGAACCCACACAGCUGGUGAUGAUAAGUCCCAUAAUUGUGUUUAUGUGAAAGAAGAUCCAGAGGGAGUUUUAGGGAUAUGGCUGUCAAAGGACCUACUGGCUGUUGCUGGAGAGGCCUUAAAACUGAAUUUGACAUCCCUGGGUCCUCUUGUUCUUCCUGCAUCUGAGAGAUUUCUUUAUAUGUUGAACUUCAUUGCUCGGAGGAUUUUUCACCUCAGGUGGAAGCCCUAUAUCCCGGACUUUAAACAGGCCUUCAAGCACUUCUGUAUCCAUGCAGGAGGACCAGCCGUGAUCGACGGGGUGCAGGAUACCCUUCAGCUAUCAAAGGAGCAAGUGGAGGCAUCAAGGUCGGCAUUUCACCGGUUCGGGAAUACAUCAUCCUCAUCGUUGUGGUAUGAGAUGAGCUAUAUAGAAGCUAAGGGGAGGAUGAAUAAAGGCGAUAGAAUUUGGCAAAUAGCGUUUGGGAGUGGAUACAAGUGUUUUAGCGCUGUUUGGGAAUGCAAUGAAACUGUCAAAUUUCCACCAACUGAACCAUGGCUUGAUUGCAUUGAUAACUACCCAACAUGUAUUCCUCAAGUGGCAAAAUAGUGAAGCCUGGUUAACAUUAGUGGUUGUCCAUGUCUGAAUAUAUCUGGUAGUUUGAGUUGGGAUUAUCGGUCCAUAGGGGAACGGUUGCUACCCGAUCUUGAGUUUCAGAUUAAUAUUAAUGAGUUUUAAAAAAAAGUGUCUAAUAUGACACAUAGAUAACAGUGAUAAUAAAGUGUUUCUUUUAGCUGAACAUGAUGUAUGGUCGAUGAUUGUAUGUACUAUGGACUUGAUUCUGUUUGAUAAUAUAUGAAGCAUUACAGAAUCUACACAAGUACGCAUUAGUA